Priapulus caudatus is the source of this 2079-nucleotide messenger RNA. Its product is annotated as geranylgeranyl transferase type-2 subunit alpha-like. Gene Ontology annotation, biological process: protein geranylgeranylation. Lineage: Eukaryota; Metazoa; Priapulida; Priapulimorpha; Priapulimorphida; Priapulidae. The record is from RefSeq and is a predicted model, not a curated record. Gene Ontology annotation, molecular function: zinc ion binding; Rab geranylgeranyltransferase activity. The transcript is spliced from 15 exons. Bases 82 to 1788 code for a protein of 568 amino acids. Gene Ontology annotation, cellular component: Rab-protein geranylgeranyltransferase complex; cytoplasm.
AUUGAGCAGCUGUUGAUUUGGUAUACUUGACUUGUGAUUAAUCAUAAAACUACUUCACUGUGAUAUUGAAGUUAAUAUAAAAUGCAUGGCCGGUUAAAAGUACGUACAACCGCGGAACAGCAGGAAAUAAAGCGCAAGGAACGUGCAGAAAAGGUGAAGAAGUUCCAGGCUGGAUUACACAGGGUUUUCCAAAAGCGCGAUGCGGGAGAGUUGGACGCAGAGGCCUUGCAGAUAACCGCCCAGCUGCUUGCAGGCAACCCAGAUGUGUCGACGCUGUGGAACUAUCGCAGAGCGGUGCUGCAACACUACAUCGAUACGAAGAGCGAGGAUGAAGUUCAGGCGGCGUGCGUGGAGGAACUCGACUUUCUCGAGUCGUGCCUGCGCGUCAACCCCAAGUCAUACGGCGUGUGGCACCAUCGCGCAUGGACGCUGUCCGGCGCGCCGCGGCCUGACUGGACGCGCGAGCUUCAGCUCUGCGACAAGUUCCUCGAGUACGACGAGAGAAACUUCCACUGCUGGGACCACCGCAGGUUUGUCGUGAAGUGCUCCGGAGUAUCCGCGGAGGCGGAACUCGAAUUCACGGACACUAAGAUCAGCACAAACUUCUCCAACUACUCAUCUUGGUAUUACAGGAGCAAGUUGCUUCCCAUCGUUCAUCCGGCAACGGAUGGGAGCGGGAGGGUGGCAGAGGCUGAGCUACUGAAAGAGUUUCAGCUGGUACAGAAUGCUUUCUUCACGGAUCCGAAUGACCAGAGCGCUUGGUUCUACCAUCGCUGGUUGCUAGGAAAAGGUGAGCAGAGGCUAGCGUUGGAUUGCAUACAUAUCAGCAGAGACCCAUGCCGUGCGAGUGUCAGACUCACUAAACCAGUGAAGUUGGGCCACGACCACGUCAGCUUGAGUAUUUCUGUUGACGGCAAGCCGGUUGAGGACUGCCGCUGGAAAAACGCGACGCGGGGCAGCGACUACGGAAUGCUCUGGACGUACGAUGUUCCGCGCGGGACCCUCACAGAGCGAGGCGAGCAUGUGAUCACGGCGGAGCUGUCGAGCGGCGAUAACGACGACGACGACAAGAGGCUGUCCUUGAGCUGCACGCUGCCGGCCGACCGCGGCGAGUGCAAGAUGGCGAUGCGGACGUCGUUCUGCAGAUCUCGGAUGACGGCGGCGAAGACGGAGACGCUCACCGACGAGCUGGAGUCGUGCAAGCAGCUCGACGAACUCGAACCGAACAACAAGUGGGCCCUGCUGACGAUUGUUCUCUUGAUGAGGGCACUGGACCCACUGGGACGCGAGGCGGAGACGCUGGACUACCUGUCGCAGCUCAGCGAGGUCGACCCCUACCGCGGAAACUACUACCGCGAUCUCGGGAGCAAGUUCAUCAUGGAGAAUGUUCUGGAGCAGCAGCAGCAUUUAGAGGACAAGGUCGCGUUGAAGGACAAAGGCUUAACGGCACUGUACUACACUGAAUACCUAGCCACAGUGUCAGAGUUAAAUCUCGCUUCGAACAAGCUGACAAAUGUCAGCCAGUGCUGCCAUCUACAGUGCGUUACCAAGCUUAUACUGGAUGACAACGAGUUGGAGAGCUGUGUCGGGCUGGGGCAGCUGCCGUUGUUAGUGGAGCUCUCACUGCAGAACAACAAGUUGUCCACCGUCGAUGCGGUGGCGCCACUGUCCACGUGUCCUCGGUUGGAGAGGCUGGAUCUUCGCGGGAACCCGAUGGCGAGCGAUUGUGCCGUCGUCGAGAGCGUGCGAGCCGCACUUCCACAAGUUAGAGAGCUGCUGCUAGUGUGAAGCCGCCUCCCCCGCCGCGUCGUCGGGAGAGGCAUCACGUGUCGACCAAGAGAGGAAGAAAGAGAAAGUGAACUAAAUUCACGGUUGUUUUUAAAUUUCUGUGACAAGGUCAGAGAGUUGCUUGCUGGUGUGACGACGCCUCCCCCGCCGCGCCGCCACGACGUGCCGAGAAGACGUGACGUCAUCCACGCAGCAUCGUCGGUAGAGGUUUCGCGCGUAGAGCGAACGAGAGAGGAAGACAGACCUGCCAACCCUUACGAUUUUUUCGUAUUCCUUACGAAUUCCAUGAUG